This is a messenger RNA of Pyricularia grisea, 1438 nucleotides long. RefSeq lists its product as uncharacterized. The transcript is spliced from 3 exons. Gene Ontology annotation, biological process: dephosphorylation. The record is from RefSeq and is a predicted model, not a curated record. Gene Ontology annotation, molecular function: phosphoprotein phosphatase activity. Bases 230 to 1090 code for a protein of 286 amino acids. NCBI's taxonomy places the organism in Eukaryota, Fungi, Ascomycota, Sordariomycetes, Magnaporthales, Pyriculariaceae.
UUCCCCCGCACCACCUGCCAUAAAAGGAAUUAAUACCCAUGCGCCUUCGAUGCAACGUCAUCCCAGCUCCAUCCAGGUUCUCAUUUCCUCCCCAGUUCACCCCAACCUUGCACAAUCACCGGUUAUAUACCAGACCGGCAAACACUCCAUCGUCUGUUGAAAUCGACGAAUAGAAUAUCAUUAGACCAACAACAGACGAUAUUGUUCCACACAUUUCCUACCGCCUAUCAUGACCCCUACCCCAACACCAAAAGAGGUGCUGGCAACCCUCAGUGAAACCGACAUCCGCACCCCAAUCCCUCCCUCUGCCCUGCUGUCCACAAUCUCAUCCCCGCCCUUCGUCGCCCUCCCAGGCACCUUCAACACCCGAGAUCUCGGCCUUAUCCCAUCCAGCACCCUCCGGCCAUCCCUCGUCUACCGCUCCGGCGCCCUCAGCCACCUGGCGGCGACGCCCGACGGGCCCACCGUCCUGGCCACCGGCCUGGGCGUCAAGCACGUCUUUGACCUGAGGUCCGAGCGGGAGCACCAUGCAGACCCGGAUCCGGAAGUGCCGGGGGUCAGGAACUCGUGGCUUCCCACGGCGGACAAGGAUGCCAGCCUCGACCUGGCAGAUUUUGUCGACGGCGAGGGCGAGGCCGGAUACGUCAAGAUGUACCUCGACGUCUUGAACGUGUACCGCGAGCCCUUCAAGGCCGUGCUCGAGCACAUCCGUGACGUUCCGGAUGAGCCGCUGUUGUUUCAUUGCACAGCUGGCCGAGACCGCACCGGUGUUCUGUCCGGCCUGAUCAUGUCCCUGGCCGGGCAGGACCCUGAAGUCGUAGCCUUUGACUUUAUGUUGUCCCGUAUUGGCAAGGAGCCGGCGCGUGAGAUGCUGCUCGCUUUUGUCAUGAAGUCGACGGGAGCUGCAGACCUAGAGGCUCCUGGCUUAUACAACCUCGUCAGCCUCAGGAGGUCUUGUUGGGAUGCCUUUGUCAACGAGGUGCAGCAGAAGUACGGUGGCUUUGAUGGCUACGCGCGUUCCGUCUUGGGUUUCACCGAUCAUGACCUUGGCCUUAUAAAGAAGAAUCUAGUACUGGAACGAAAGCCUUGAGCAUGAGAUAGAGACAAGGCAGAGAAUAAGAAUUCGAGUCUUCCGAUUCGUCAACCUAGUGACUCGACCUACAUAGUAACGUGCAGGCUUUCCUUUGUACGCCAUGUGUAUUACCUUGAUUAGAUUGUACGCGGUACAGGGCGUCAUCCUAUGUGUACUACCAAUGCCUCGCCUCGGUGCCAGCUUGUCCGUAUCAGAUCCAGUCUUAGUCCUUCUGUUAUUUGCAUGAAAAAAGAAAGCGGAUUGUGUAGAAACCGGUCAGUAUAACGAGAAGAGAGUCUCUAAACUGUUGCAUUAUACUCGGACAACUAGAUCUUCGUGUUAAUACACAUUCGAUUUCCUUCAAGA